Heterobilharzia americana is the source of this 2469-nucleotide messenger RNA. Lineage: Eukaryota; Metazoa; Platyhelminthes; Trematoda; Strigeidida; Schistosomatidae. The record is from the annotation of a GenBank genome assembly.
AUGUCAAGCAGUCUUUACAAUAAAAUAUGGAGGGAUACACAAGAAAAGUUAACUGAUAUACUGGCUCAUGAGCCAGACGCAGAAACACAAAAGCCUGAAAAGGACCGUGCUGUAGCAUUCCAGACUCUAGCAACAUUUUACAUAAAGUACAUACAGAUAUUUCGAAAUCUUGAACGAUGUUAUGAUCAAGUUGUUCAUCCUCAAAAGAGACGUCUUCUAAGAAUCCUUUUGGACUCAGUUAUUGGAAGAUUUCUAGAAAUAAAGAGGGAAAUGGUGAAGCUAGAACUUUCCGAUUAUCACUAUUUUGAUGAUAUUCUCAUAGACCUGAAGCUGACACCAAAUGAUGUGGAAAUACCAAUACCGAAAUACUUCGUCAACGAAAAUUUCAGAGCACUUAGAGAUAGAGAACAUUUUCUGGACCAUCUUUUGGCGAGCACAAAGACCGACGAAGCGAAGGAAGAAGAAAUCACAAUGACUGUUGAAGAAGCUAUAUGUUUAAUUCAACGACAUGAACGUGCACGCCAGGGAAGGAUAAGAGCUAAGUUUAUGAAAGAAAUUCGUCGACAAGAAGAGGCUGAAAAAGCAAAAGACGGAGACAAAAAGGUUUAUACACCUGAUGAAGCAGCAAUAAUGUUUCAGAAGUUAUGGCGAGGUUUUCGUUGUCGUAAAAUGGUCCGUGAAAUACGUAAUAAAGAACUUAUUUGGCUUGGAAUGACACCAUCAAAUUUACAUCAUAUUGUACAAAAAUCUAGUAUAGUGAAACUAGCAAAUCGAGUAGAUGCUGUGCGUAGAGUAACCCAGAAUAUCUAUGAACAAGAAUAUCAACAAGCUUUAAUCAAUGUAAAAGAGAAAAUUCGUGAUACUGAAGGUCCAGAUAUGCGUGAAACAAUGCAAGAUGAAAUACGUCAAUGGUUUAUUGAAUGCAGAGAUGCAACGGGUAAAUUCCCUGACUAUCCAGAAGAAGAUGAAGGAGGUUCUGCAGUGAUUUUCAAAGAAAAGACUCCAGAAGAACUAGAAAGAGAAUUACAAGAAAAGGAGGAGACAUCUCAAAAGGGAAAAGCAAAGGACAAAGGGAAAGUGAAAAAACCUUCUCCUAAAAAGGGUGAUAAACAGAAGAAGAAAAAAGGAGAGGAGGAAUCGGAAGGUUUCAAAAUCUCACCCUCAGCGUUUCUUGGUGAUUUGCACGAAGGCUGCCAUAGUUAUCAAGUGCUAUGGAAAAAUCGUGAUGAAUCAGAUAAUUUUCAGCAACAUCAUGAUGAAGAAAUUAUUAAGGAAGAAAAACGAACUGAAGUUGAAGCAGAAAUACGCAUUCAGGUUGAUGAAUUACUUCGUCAAGAAUUAAGAAAUUUAAAAAUUGCAAUUGACAAAGAACGUGUAAAACGUGUCACUAAGAAAAGAUCAAAAAAAGGGAAAAAGGGUAAAAAAGGCAAAAAGAAAAAAGAGAAAGAUCUUACACCAGAUAGGACACUUAUUUCUCUCUAUGAAGAGUUAGUAUUAGCUGGGAUAAUAAAAAAAGUUGAAAAGUGUUCAAUGAAUGAAUAUUAUGGCGAAUAUUCGUAUUUAGGUACAACAUUAAGGCAAGCUAAUAUUGAACCACAACCAUCACUUAGUGAUGUUCGUCGAUUAGUUACAGAAUAUGCUAUACUACCAUUAGGUUCCCAAACUGUUCAUGGAAAGGCACCAUGGAUAAAAUCGCUUCUAUUGGCUGGUCCACAUGGAACUGGUAAACGUACAUUGAUCAAUAUUAUAUGCACUGAAACUGGAGCUAAUCUAUUUGAUUUAUCUGCAGAAAAUAUAGUUGACAAGUAUCCUGGAAAAGAUGGUCUAAGAAUGUUAAUACAUCUUGUCUUCAAAGUUGGACGACUUUUACAACCAUCAGUAAUAUUUAUUAAUGAUUGUGAAAAAAUGUUUAAAAAGAAACUUCCAAAGACAGACCUUACUGACCCAAAAAGACUUAAAAAGGAACUGCCGAAAGCGAUGAAAAUUUUAACACCAAAUGAUCGUGUCCUACUUGUCGGUUGUUCAUCAGCACCAUUUGAAGCAGAUAUACGACCGUUUUGUAAUUUAUAUCAAAAGAUUAUUCUUAUACCAAGACCAGAUUAUUCUUCAAGAAACAUUAUUUGGAGAGCACAAAUUAUACGUCACGGUGGAAUACUUAGCGAAGAUUUAGACAUAACUUCAUUAUCAAAAAUAUCUGAUGGUUAUACAGCUGGUCAUAUUGCCUAUGCAUGUAGUCAAGUGAUCACAGAAAGGCGUAUUGCUCAGUUAGCCAGAAAGCAUUUAAAAGCUGCAGAGUUUAUCACUCCACUGGCACAAGUGGAACCAGUAUUUGCAGAGGAAGAAGAAGCCUAUAAGACAUGGUAUCGAAAAACGCCACUUGGUAAACAGAAAACUUUAGCUAUCCAGGCUGAAAAUGAAAUUGCCUCUAAUGGAGGUAAAAAGAAACCUGAUAAACGUGGAAAAAAAUAG